Molecule: messenger RNA, 235 nt
Organism: Symbiodinium sp. CCMP2456
Lineage: Eukaryota; Dinophyceae; Suessiales; Symbiodiniaceae
Source: the annotation of a GenBank genome assembly
GCGAGGAAGGCCCGAGCAUUGGACAUCUGGGAGUCCCUGAAGCCUGAUGUGGAAGCUGAGAUGAGCAGGUAUCAGACAUUCCGGCCGGAUAAGUUCGAGGAGUUCAUGAGGGCUGACAGCCGAGGGGUGGCCCUCUUCGAGCUGUACAAGCCCGGCACGCCUGAGUAUGGAGAGCUGUUCGAGGAAGUAUUGGGCCCUUUCCUGCUUGACAUGGCGAAGGGCAAGCUGCAAGAAG